Molecule: messenger RNA, 450 nt
Organism: Caenorhabditis bovis
Lineage: Eukaryota; Metazoa; Nematoda; Chromadorea; Rhabditida; Rhabditidae
Source: the annotation of a GenBank genome assembly
AUGGGCGGUGCCGUCGCAAAUUAUUCAGCCCAUCAAAACUACACUAUAAAUUGGUCAAAGAAUUGCGUGCGAAGCAUCACCAAAACAAUGGAUGUUCGGCGAUUUUUGAUCCCUUCGAUUCUGCUGAUUGUUCCCGUCGAUGUGUGCUUCGCUUCCAGCGGCACAACUCCGGUCAUGGGAUGCCCGUGCUCUGUAGACAGUGUCGCGCUUCUGUACAGCCCUGGAACCGUUCCAGGCCUACCGACAAGUGUUGAGCCUAUCGCGACACCAACUUUUGAUGAAAAAGAGUGCCCGAUAAGUCUUGAUAUCAUGUGUACACCUCCUCCUGGUCGAACUGUCUACAUGAAUUUUCAAGACUUUAUUGGCGGUGUAAUACAGACAAACAUGGUCACUUUAACAUGCAUUAACGGAGAAUUCAUUCAUUCCGACCCAGUUUUUGGAGAGAAGUAG